AUGGAGAAGGUCCUCUCCUUUCUGAGUAGCGCUACAGAACCCUGGCUGAGCUUUGGACGUUUAUCCUCAGCCUUCGUAGACAUUUACCCCAAGUGCAUCUUUCUGAGUGCAGUAGGGGUGCUUCUUUUGUACCUGAGGUACCCGAUACUGAAACCAUUCCUACCCACAUGGAGCAACCAAGACACCGGAAAGAAGUACUCACAGCCAGCCCAGGAGGGGUCCGGGGAGGAUUGUGGGAGGAGUCCUGGGGGCGGGUUUCAGAACCACAGCUCCUGCCUCCUGGUGUCAUUGUCCAUACUUAACCCCUGCGGCUCAGACACCACUCAGGAAGCCAAGACUGAGCAAUUUAGAGUCUUCCACAGAGAAGUGCAGGAGAGGAGGAAGCUGCUGUCUGUUAUGCAAAGCCCUUUUGGACAGCUGUACGACGCCUCCCACUUUCGACAAGUGCUUUGCCCGGAUCCCUGCUGCGAUGUGUGCAACGGAGCAACGGCUAAGGUCAGUCGUCUGCUCUUGCGGGCCACCCUGGAAGAAGGUGCUGUGUCUGCAUCCAGCGUGGUUUCCACGGCUUCUGCGACUGAGACCUCAUUUACUCUGUCCCCUCCCCUCUCACCAAGCCCUCCAGGAUGUCAGAUUUCAUCUCCUUCACCUUUUCCUCCUCUCUCUCCUUCCCCUUCCCCUUCUCUCCCUCCCCCUCCCCCUCCUCCUCCUCCCUCCAUUGUCUCAACUAACGAGGUCACCCCCUUGGAAGACACACUUUUGUGUACACCGCAAGGCGACUCCCUGCCAUCAGAGCCUGUCCUCGAAAGCACUGGCUUCCCACUGGACCACAUUCCACCUCACCCACCUCCCACAGUUCCUUCUGAGGCAGAGCCCACGGCUCCUCAAACGGAAGGGUCUUCACAGCUGGCAACCAUCCCAUCCAUGGUGGACAGCCUGAGUGCGCAGUUCGUCAAUGCCAGAACACACAAGGAAGCUCGUGGUGACGUAUCAGGGCUCUCCACGCCACAGUCGGGAUGCGUCGUUAACCCCCACUCUUCUGAAGCUUUUUUGGGGGGGGCAACCACAGUCUAUUUCACAGUGCCUGGAAAACCCUCUUUUCCCAGUCCCCAAGUCCUGGAACCAUUUGAGAGACAAGGCAAAGGUCAGGCUGACUUCCUCACACUGGAGGAUGGGAAAGGAAACGCAGAAUCUUUCCAAAGAUUACUGACAGCUUGGGAGGGAAUCCCCAAGUCCAAGUUGCAGGACUCAGGAGGCUCCCUUCCUCUGGAGGACAUCAAAGGCAGGGUCGGUGAGCUGGUUGAGCACCAGGGGCUUGGUCAGGCUCAAGUAUCUGAAGACCAGUCAGAACCCAAACUGAUACAGCACUUCUGGGGUCUCCCGUAUCUCCACAGCGAGUCCAUGCACACCAUCACCACACUGUCCACCCACUGUUCCUCAGCAUGCAUCUGGUUCAACAGAGUCCCAGACUCCUCACUCCUGACUUGCCCCAGACCUCUGUCCUUGCCCGAGAGUCAAUCUCAGAGUUUUCUGCUUGCCACGUCCCAGAACCAGCUUCAACCUCCGAUCCCGGUGCCACCAUCUUCCCCUCAGUCCCCGCUCAGGAUCUGUGGGGUGUAUUUUCAUAGACCCAAAGACGAGACAAGAGCUCUACUGCAACCUAAAGUGCACCCCGCAGACUGCAGCGCCCUAACAAAGGAACCAGAGAGGGUGUGGGGUUUACCCUCGACGGUCCAAAAUUCUCAGGAAAAGUUUUGCCUCCCACCUUCCAAACCCUCAUUUGUCAGGCAGUCCCCUAAGACCCACACUCCCAAGUCGGUUCCUCCUGGAAACUUCCCCUUGACUGAUGCGUUCCGGAAGAAACUCGAGUACCACCUUCGAAAGAGGCUCAUCCUGCAGCACCAGGGCCUGUCCCACAGGGUCUUCAAGUCUCAGCCGUGGGUGAGUCCUGACCUUGCAGAGUCACCUAUGGGCGACUGUAGGCUCUCAGGGGUCUCUGUCUUUCAGCACCAGGACAGCAAAGACCCACACGACUCUGUGUCGAACCAACCUGGAAGCUCCCAGGAGAGGUGCCCAGAGAGAGUCUCUCUAGAGGGAACAGUUGCACAGACGCUGGAACAGAGCUCGGAGACCGUCCACAGACAUCUGCGGGGUAACUCUGAGGGCGCUGUAGAUAACGGCCUGCAGUCUGACUGUGAGACAAACCCACAGGGCCGCCCAGGCAGUCUGUCAGGCAAACCUUCAGGGAGCUCGCAGGUGAGCCAAUGUCAGAAAAAACUUGAAACUGUCCUGAAAAAGCGUUUGAUCAGGCAUCUCAAAGAAACCAGGGAGGGCCAGCUAUCUGGCGCUAUGCCCAGAUCAGGGCAUUGUCCUCUCCCUUCUACCUCAUGCAUGGGCAAGAAAGAACAUGAGGCUUCUGAUAACAAGGAUGGACAUGUCAUGAGCAAGUAUAAAAUGCUGCAACGGACACCCAUUAUCUUAGACAACACCAGCCAGGAAGAGUCAGAGAGCAAUAAACACAGCCCAGAUGUGCCCAGAAUAUCCAAUGAGCCUGACCCUGUGCCAUGGAGUAAGAGACUGUAUUUCAGCAAAACAGUCCGGGGGACUCAAGACUCAAAGGUGAAUGACACAAACAUAUUUGUAUCCAACAAGGUCAGUAAUACAGUCAAAGGAGGGCAGCUCAGUGGUCUUCAACCACAACCUACCAAGAUCAUGAAUACCAGCCGGUGCAAGAGUACCCAAGGGGCAGAUGGGAAUAUAACAAAAGUACAAAGUACUCUGGUAGCUGGAAGGGCCCUGAAAGAAACAUCAGGUCCCCAGGAAAGUCAGAUAUAUGACUGUAAUAGUCAGGUAUCCAGGGAACAGAAAUUAAAGUCAGAAAGUAGGCUGCCCAUCCAAGUUCUAAGGCACCCAAAUGACAAGCUCCCUGCCUCAGAUGAAUUCUCUUAUAAACCUUUCCCCGUGCAUGACCAGAGCCCUUCGAGGGGCUCCAUGAAUGCUUCUCAGGGACUGCGACAGGAGACCUGGAUGGCUCCUCAUGUCUUAGACCACAACAAGGACAUCCCUCCACCUGCCAAGAAAAUACGGCCUCCACCAUGGAAAACGGAAGAGCUUUGGGCAGGGGUUGCAACGUCUGGGACAUCAUUACAGGCCAACGGGAAGAGCCGCCAAGCACAGGACGCUCCAAUCCAGGGGAAUCAUGGGGAGAAGGCCAUCCAACCCCUGCCAGCGAAGGCACAGAGCCCCCCUGAACACCAGUUCAGAAAGCACUUCAAACAACUUCUGCAACGGCUUUCGCCUGACAGGAAAUGCAAAGGGCCGGAAAUGUUGCUAAGAAAAGGCUCUCCCCCAUCCCCAGUGCAGGACCCAGAGCUACUUAAGGGGAGAGUUAUCUUUCCUGGGAACACCAUAGCUCAGAAACCCAUGAGAGACCCCAGAAAGGUCUCCAGGGAACAACUGGGGCAUAGGUAUGGUGCAGCAGAUACCACACGCCCCCGUGUGCCCUUAUCUCCCCCUACCAAGCCUGUGAAAACUAAGCCAAAGAAAGAGAGUCGGGUCUCAGCACAGCCGGUCCAGGCGCGAUCGCUCUACCACCAAGUAGCCUACCCUAAAGUGCCAAGUCCCAGCUCCUACAGCCGGUCCACCACUUUUGUUGGUCAAAGGAGACAGGGGGAAGACAGGGACAGGCAGCCCCACAAAGGUGUGGUCUCACAGCCUGGCCCACCUGCAUCCUGUGUAGGGCCGGAGGUGCACCGAAGCCUCCUCUCGAGAUUUGGGCAGGUUCCUCGGGCAGUACCAUCCUUGGCUGUUGGGACUGUGUUGACAGACUUGUCCCGACUAUGUGAACAGAAAAUUCUGACUCAGAAUUGCAGUGGAAAAAGUUUUCUUCCCCAGAAAUAA
Molecule: messenger RNA, 3897 nt
Organism: Phodopus roborovskii (desert hamster)
Lineage: Eukaryota; Metazoa; Chordata; Mammalia; Rodentia; Cricetidae
Product: spermatogenesis-associated protein 31D1
Exons: 4
Coding region: 1-3897 (1298 amino acids)
Source: RefSeq, a predicted model, not a curated record